Messenger RNA from Caenorhabditis auriculariae, 225 nucleotides. The record is from the annotation of a GenBank genome assembly. NCBI's taxonomy places the organism in Eukaryota, Metazoa, Nematoda, Chromadorea, Rhabditida, Rhabditidae.
AUGACUUCGAGAAGUGCUCCGAUCUUGGCGCAUAACCGGGUCGCGUCGGUCGCAACAAACAACAAAGGAGGUCACAAUCCGACCAUCGGAAUCGGGACUGGCGGAAGUUUGAGCUUGUUGUCUGACCUACGUCUGAUGUCAUCCACCGUCAAAACACCUCCGAUUUCGGAAAAAAAGAAAGAAAGAAGCAUAACAAAAGUGCGCAAAACAGUCCACUCUUUCUGA